Molecule: messenger RNA, 1376 nt
Organism: Meloidogyne enterolobii
Lineage: Eukaryota; Metazoa; Nematoda; Chromadorea; Rhabditida; Meloidogynidae
Source: the annotation of a GenBank genome assembly
UUUCACAGUUUUAUCACCAAAAAAUACUACUAAAAUGGGCGGUCUUUUGACCAGUUGCCAAAGCGAGGAAGUUCGCGAGCAACUUAGUAAAAACAAGGCUAUAGAAAAACAAUUGACAAGUGAUAGACGUGCUGCUUCUUCUAUUAUCAAACUUUUAUUGUUGGGGGCAGGAGAGUGUGGAAAAUCGACUGUGCUCAAACAAAUGCAAAUUCUACACAGUAAUGGCUUUACAGAAGAAGAAAUUAAUGAGCGCAAAGCUGUCGUUUAUUCAAAUACAGUGACUUCAAUGGCUGCUAUUUUAAAGGCAAUGGACAAUGUUCUACACAUGCCAAUGGAUGAUGCUUCAAAAGAAAGAGAUAGAAAUUUAAUUUUUAGAGCUAUAGAGAAUGGAGAAGAAAAUCUUCCUUUUACCGACCCAAUUGCAAAGGCCUUACAAAAUUUAUGGGGAGAUAAAGCUGUUAAAAAGGCUUAUGAAAUGCGCAGUGAAUAUCAGCUCAACGAUUCUGCUAAAUAUUUUCUCGACUCAGUCUCUCGUAUCCACGAACCCGGCUAUAGACCUACAGAACAAGAUAUACUCUACUCCAGGGUUGCUACUACAGGCGUUGUGGAAGUCAAAUUUAUUAUUAAAGGCAAUAUGGAAUUUAGAGUUUUUGAUGUGGGUGGACAACGUUCAGAACGUAGAAAAUGGAUUCAUUGUUUUGACAAUGUUGAAGCGAUUAUUUUUAUUACUGCAAUAAGCGAAUAUGAUCAAGUACUUUUUGAAGACGAAACUACGAAUCGAAUGAUUGAAUCAAUGCAAUUAUUCUCCUCAAUUUGUAAUAGUUCGUGGUUUUUAAAUACUGCAAUGAUUCUGUUUUUGAACAAAAAGGAUCUUUUUCUUGAGAAAAUACAAAGAGUUAAUAUUACAACGUGUUUUCCGGAUUAUGAAGGCUCCCAAAACUACGAAGAAGCAGUUAAUUUUAUUAAAAUGAAAUUUGCAGAAUUAAAUCAACACCCAGACAAAAAAACUAUUUAUAUGCACGAAACAUGUGCAACAGACACCAAUCAAGUACAACUUGUAAUUAGUUCGGUAAUUGACACAAUAAUUCAGAAAAAUUUACAAAAGGCUGGAAUGAUGUAAAAUACUUGACAUUUUGUAUUUUUGACCAUUUUGUAAUUUUUUUAACAAAAUGACAUUCCAAAAAUUUUUUUUCGAUUUUUAAUUAUUUUUAUUGCAUUUUCUUCACUCAUUUUUUUGUAUUUUCAUUGAAUAUUUUAAUUUUAUAAAUAAAAUAUUUUUUUAGAACAUUUUUCUGACCUAGAAAAAUAAUUUUCCAGGCAUAGGAUUCGAACCAUGGACCCCCUGAACAUAAAAACCAAACACUUUCCCACUACAC